AUGUCCUCAAACAAUAGGAUGUUCAAUCCUGCUGUGGGCCGGCCUAACCUUCAUCUUUCAGCAUCUGGAUCGUCACCAGCCGGCAGUGAAUACAACCAUGCUAGACAAGAACACCAGCACCAGCAUCGUCGACCUUUCGGAAACGUGACCAACACGCAGCUGCCGCUGUCUGCUAGUAUGGAAUGGAAGCACCAUAAGCAACAUCCGUCACUCCACAAGCAACAGAGCGCAAUGCUUGGGUAUCUCCCACAUGUACCAUCGCUCCCCAAUCAUCCUCAUCGUCCGCAGGAUCCUUUGGCCUUUGGAAAGUACAAAGCAAGAUUUGAUCCUUUUGGUGCGCCGCCUCUCAUUCCACACGUUGACCAGCAACACCAUCAGUACACGCAAGUACAUCAAACGCAGCUGCCACAACAAGUAGUAGCUUCUACCGAUGGCGUCAUGUCAUCUUCGUCAUUGGUCCUUCCUGGAACAUCCUCAUCGCAUUCGUCAAUGCUAAGAGUUGAGGGCUCUACCACUGUGACUCCUCCAGGCACAGAUCCUCAAGCAACCCAUCACCUUUACGUUGCCAAUCUAAGAUCCGAAAACGAUGUGCGAGCCGUGUUUCGUCUUGUUCAAUCUUCCGGUCAAACCAAAACAGUGUAUUCAGACUUGCUGCACAGCUCAGGCAUACUGAUGGUGACAUUCUAUGAUCUAAGAGAAGCAGCAUUUGCAUUGGAAGCACUUGAAUCGUUCAUCUCAUCCGAGUAUCAAGAAGGAGUUAUAGCGACAUACAUAUCCGAUGUUCGAUUUGCUCAGCUGUCCAACACCCCACCUCAAGACAGCCGAUGCGCUAGAACAGUAACUUUAACUCUCUGUGGUGCUCAUAAUCGCUUGGUGGAAUUCAAUUACAAGGAAUUCUUCGAUACUUGGGGAGCUACAAGAAGUAUGACUGGGAUGGAAUUCUCCGGUAGUCGGCGCACGAUCGAGGUUGAAUACUUUGACCAACGUGUUGCCUCCCAAGUCACAGCUGAGCUGCACAAUCACGCCUAUCAGGGUAUCUCUUUCCAUGUCUGCAGCGCUUGGCUUGGUGCUACUAGUGGUAUUGCUUUCACUCCACCUGAUGCUGGACUCUUUGAUUCUCCCACGUCGCGGUUUUCCUCGUCGCCGGCGAGUUACUUUACUUUCACUGAUACUUCCGCUUCCGGUGCUGUGCACGCCCGACAACAAUCUGCAAACGAACAGCUACUAUUGACCACUGAGCACCGCCCACAUCAUCUUCCGCCGAGUUCCUCAGCGUUUCGACUGUUUCAUCCAGAACAUCAGCACCAUCAUCUACAACCGACUAGCGCUUCUCUACCCGCUGCUCUUAUGAUUGCUCCUUCCAAUGUUAGUCCUGGAUCCAAUCCAGCAGCAACAUCGCCCUUCAGCUUAUUUUCCAGCGUGCAACCAUUCGGUUUUGAAGAACAACGUCAUCCUAUCCAACCGUGUAGUAGUACACUGGAACGUGGAUCUGGCGAUUCCUCUUCUUCGAGCCAUGAAGCAAUGUCGACAGCAAGAGAACUUGUAGGAGAACAUAUUCAUCGCCCUCUCGCUACCUCACGUGGUCCGUCAGUAAGCGCCUCUUCAUCGUCAUUGCAAAGCCAGGAUAACACGUUCAGUAUUGAACGUGUGCGCAAUGGAAGCGAUACCCGAACCACGUUCAUGAUCCGUAACAUACCAAACAAAUAUACCCAGCUAUCACCACCUAUUGAUCUUUGA
Messenger RNA from Zychaea mexicana, 1737 nucleotides. RefSeq lists its product as uncharacterized. The coding region runs from base 1 to 1737 and encodes 578 amino acids. Lineage: Eukaryota; Fungi; Mucoromycota; Mucoromycetes; Mucorales; Lichtheimiaceae. The record is from RefSeq and is a predicted model, not a curated record. The transcript has 7 exons.